Molecule: messenger RNA, 1122 nt
Organism: Rhizoctonia solani
Lineage: Eukaryota; Fungi; Basidiomycota; Agaricomycetes; Cantharellales; Ceratobasidiaceae
Product: haloacid dehalogenase-like hydrolase domain protein
Exons: 13
Coding region: 1-1122 (373 amino acids)
Biological process (GO): glycerophospholipid biosynthetic process
Cellular component (GO): mitochondrion
Source: RefSeq, a predicted model, not a curated record
AUGCUUGGAAUAUUAAGAUCGAUAAAAUACAACAAGGUCUCAUUAUCCAGUGCUAUACGCACGAGUUAUGUGGAAGCUGGACUAAAAUCCACGCACGUACGUUCCCUUCACGGUGUAUCUAGGCGCAGACCUCCGGUUGCCUUUGCUUUUGACAUAGAUGGCGUUCUACUCCGGGGCCAUACCCCCAUCCCUGCUGCUUUUGAAGCCAUGAAAAUUUUAGAAGGGCAGAACGAGCUCGGGGUGAUUCCAUUUAUUACGCUCACUAAUGGUGGAGGUGUUAUUGAAGACACCAGGGCCAAGGAGUUGUCAACUCAACUUAACACAAAUAUCAAAACUUCUCAAGUGAUCCAAGCACAUACCAUUAUCAAGUCACUUGUGCCCAAGUACAGGGGGAAGGCCGUUCUGGUGUUGGGAGGUAUAGGAGAUUCAGUUCGUCGCGUCGCCGAGAGCUAUGGUCUUGACGCUUACACGCCGCUCGAUAUUCUUGCAUGGGAAAGCACAAUUUCGCCCUUUCAUACUCUUACCAAGGAGGAGCAAUCUACCACGCGUCCCGGGAAUUUCUCGACCACCCCCAUUCAUGCAGUGAUCGUGUUCCAUGACCCUCGCAACUGGCUGCUGGAUACUCAGGUUGUAUGCGAUGUUCUGCAAGGACGAUAUGUCGAGCCAUCUUUAUGGGAGAAAAUGAAGAAAGCCAAUCCGAGCCCUGUCGAUCUCAUCUUUUGCAAUCCAGACCUUAUAUGGAGGGCAGCAUUCCCUCAACCACGUCUUGGUCAGGGAGGAUUUAUUACUGCGUUCCAGGCAGUAUAUCAGGCUCAGUUUGGCGAAGCAUACCCAUUUACGCAAUAUGGAAAACCCUGCAAGGACACCUAUGACUGGGCAAAGAUUGUACUCAAAAACCAGAUUGCUGAAAUGGAGCGGACCGAUCCGAACCACAUUGAAACCCCUCCGAUCUACAUGAUAGGCGACAACCCAGCAUCUGAUAUUGCCGGGCCAACGGGGCCGGUUGGGGAUCGAUUCUUGUACAUACUGGAGUUUAUGAUCCCACGACCGGCGGAGGAUGUUGCUCAGGCCGUACACUGGGCCCUGAAGCGUGAGGCUGGAAAGGUAAUCGCAGGGGCUUAG